This is a messenger RNA of Austrofundulus limnaeus, 815 nucleotides long. RefSeq lists its product as uncharacterized. The record is from RefSeq and is a predicted model, not a curated record. Lineage: Eukaryota; Metazoa; Chordata; Actinopteri; Cyprinodontiformes; Rivulidae.
CUGUCCUCCAUGAAGGACACYAUUGUCCACGUCCAAUCAGAUCGAAGCUUCUACAUCAGCGUCCAGAACCAGCUGCUGCCAGAAACACACCGAGUCUACGAAGCGCACACUCCCCGAGUGUCUCACCUGAGCCAGCUGGUGUCGCUGCUACUCUGUCUGGAGAAGCUGGUCGUCUGCAGAGGCUUUAGAGUUGGAUCCUCCACCUGUCGCCAACAGGUAAGAUCAGCCGCSUGUCACCUGCUGGUGGCUCCGCCUCUUUCUACCUGUCUGCCCUGCCUACUGGAGGAGGAGGAGUCAGAGGAGUCCGAGGACGAGGAGGAGAGUGAGGAAGAUGAGACCAUGAUGACAGAGAGCUGACCUGAGGAGGUCUUCACACUUCAAACUUGAGUUUGUUAGAAAAGUGCCUCGACUAUAAACCUGUACAGGUGAAGCCACGCCCACACCUGUUCUGAUCCCAGGACUGGACAGCUUAGUGUUUUCUCACCUGGAGACAGUGUUGCAGCAGCAGGACUUAAUGCAGUCUUUUAGUCCAGAUGUUUCUACCUCAGUGUGUUUUUGAAGACGCAGCUGGCUCACACACCUGCUCUCACCUGGUCGGGGCAGGUGAACACGCCUUCCUGCUUUAUUCAAUAACAAGCUUUAAAGUGUCUGUGACAUGCAUAUUCUUCAAAGGCAAAAAGUCAUAGAAAACAUUUUAUAUUUAAAAAUAACACACAAAAUCUAACCCAUUUUAUCCCAUAACUGCAUGUUUUCCUUUGAAUUUGACUCAAAGUGAAACAGGAAGUGACAUCACAGGGGAACUCUAACAAAUAAAA